Molecule: messenger RNA, 1467 nt
Organism: Fusarium pseudograminearum CS3096
Lineage: Eukaryota; Fungi; Ascomycota; Sordariomycetes; Hypocreales; Nectriaceae
Exons: 5
Coding region: 1-1467 (488 amino acids)
Molecular function (GO): carboxylic ester hydrolase activity
Source: RefSeq, a predicted model, not a curated record
AUGAAGCUUCCCUCAUCCUGUUUGUUAGCCUUGGUGGCUGGCAGCUCAGCUCUCAACAUCCCUUCUCACCAUGACGCGCCCUUGACCAUCAAGACAACCUCUGGAGAACUGACAGGCUUCAUCAAUGAAACUGCCCCUUCUGUACGACAAUUCCUCGGCGUUCCCUUCGCUGAACCGCCAGUCAAGUCUCUUCGCUUUCAGCCUCCCCGUCGUCUACAUGGCAAGGGUUCGAUCUCAGCCAAGAAGUAUGCGCCAUCAUGCAAGCAAGCCCUUAGCAAUGCGCCAACGGUCUACAACCAGUACAUGACACAGUUCCUGAUCAAUGGCGGACAAUCCGAAGAUUGUCUGUAUCUCAACGUCUAUGCCCCGUUGAACCCAACUUCGAAGCGUUUACCUGUUAUGAUCUACAUCCCUGGAGGUGGUUUCACAGGUGGCGGCGCAGACUCCCUUUACAAGAUUCCCGAUAAAUGGAUUCAGAAAACUCAAGCCCACAUUGUUGUCACGAUGAACUAUCGUGUCAAUGUAUUCGGCUUCCCCAAUGCGAAGGACGCGCACCAGAAUGCUGGUUUGCUGGACCAGCGCAUGGUGGUUGAGUGGGUACGCGACAACGUCGCUGGUUUUGGAGGUGACCCAAACCAAAUGGUUCUCUGGGGACAGUCUGCUGGUGCUGGAUCAGUAGGAAUGUAUGGAUACGCGUAUCCUAAGGACUUGAUUGUGAAAGGCCUAAUUUCUGACUCCGGAGCGCCGGGUAUGCUGGUCAAGCCGUAUGGCAACUACACCGACUUUGACACAAUUGCUGCUAAGCUCGGCUGCAAGACAGGCAAAAAGCAGUUGGAGUGUAUGCAGAAGGUUGAUGCUUCAGAGUUGCAGAAGGUUUACUCAGAGACGGCUGGUGUUUCAUUCACACCCGUGGGAGAUAACACUACAGCCUUUUCCAAUACUACUGAUCGCCUCGCCAGAGGUCUCGUCACGAAAGUGCCUUGGAUCUUUGGCAACAAUGCCAACGAAGGCGCUGGCUUCGGCACCUUCAACAAGAGUGGCGUAUCUGCUUCACAGCUCGCUAUUGGCCGGGCCGCAAUUGUGUGUCCCGUUGCUGCAGAAGUCGAGAAUCGUGAGAAGUUUGGAUACCCGACGUAUCGAUACUACUACACUGGAAACUUCUCCAAUAUAUCGCCGCUCCCUUGGAUCGGAGCAACGCACAGUGCUGAGUUGCCUCUCAUUUUCGGAACCCACUAUGAGUACCGUGGCAACUCUAUAGAGUACGAGUGGCAGGUUGCUGACGGAAUGCAAAGUCUCUGGCUGUCAUUCGCAAAGAAUCCCACCAAGAAUGGCAUUAAAGGGGACGGUGUGACCUGGCCGCUAUAUAAGCCUGACCAGAAGAAGAUGGCUGUCCUUGCAGAGACGGGUAAGAAGUGGUUCCAGCUAGGCCCCGAAAGCCUUACGGAUGACCAAUGUAGCAAGACAUGA